CGGAACCGGCUUCCGGCCUCCAGGGGGCAGCGGCCGCGGCCUGGUCCCUGCGUGGACAGCUCGGCGCCGCGCCGCGCCGCGCCGCUCUUCCUGUCUCUGCGGGUGGCAGGCCGGCCAGCUGGCGGCCGGGGCCGGCGGUCGCCAUUCCCGUGUCGCUGCGCCCGCGGGGGCCGCCCGAGCCGGCCACGAUGCCACUGGGCUUGAAGCCCACCUGCAGCGUCUGCAAGACCACGUCGUCCUCCAUGUGGAAGAAGGGCCCGCAGGGGGAGAUCCUCUGCCACCACUGCACGGGCCGGGGCGGCGCGGGCGGCGGAGGCGCCGGCUCGGGGGCGGCCGGCGGGACGGGGGGCAGCAGCGGCAGUGGCGGCUUCGGCGCGGCGACCUUCGCCAGCACCUCAGCCGCGCCUCCGCAGAGCAACGGGGGCGGGAGCGGCAAGCAGAGUAAGCAGGAAAUUCACAGGAGGUCUGCUCGGCUCAGAAACACUAAGUACAAAUCUGCUCCAGCUGCUGAAAAGAAAGUUUCCACUAAAGGCAAAGGGAGAAGACAUAUUUUUAAAUUAAAAAAUCCCAUCAAAGCUCCUGAGUCAGUUUCUACCAUAAUCACUGCAGAAUCAAUCUUCUAUAAGGGAGUCUAUUACCAAAUUGGAGAUGUUGUUUCUGUGAUUGACGAACAAGAUGGAAAGCCCUACUAUGCUCAGAUCAGGGGCUUUAUCCAGGACCAGUAUUGUGAGAAGAGUGCAGCACUGACGUGGCUCAUCCCCACUCUAUCUAGCCCCAGGGACCAAUUUGAUCCUGCAUCCUACAUUAUAGGACCAGAGGAGGAUCUUCCAAGGAAGAUGGAAUACUUGGAAUUUGUUUGUCAUGCACCUUCUGAAUAUUUCAAGUCACGUUCAUCACCGUUUCCCACAGUUCCCACCAGACCAGAGAAGGGCUAUAUAUGGACUCAUGUUGGACCUACUCCUGCUAUAACUAUUAAGGAAACAGUUGCCAACCAUUUAUAGUUUAAAAAGUAAAACUGGAUUUUCAGGUAUCUUGUAUCUGUACUACUGUAAGACAUGCCACAUAUUUCUUUAAUGAAAUUCUUAGGUGGAAAAGUGACUAAAAAGUUUUUUCCAUACUGCCCAGUAAUCAUUAGCUUGUUUAAUACUAGACAACUUAGAAAAUUAGAAGAGAUAGAAAAGAAUUAAAUAUAUUUUGAGUACAUGUAUCUCUCAGGCAAAGACUAUAAUUUCCAGGGAGACCAUUAGGAACAGGUAAUAUCUAUUUUUCUCCAUAAUUUAUUUCUAGAAACUCAUGAAAUGGAUUGUAUUUUUCUACAAGAAUGAAAUAUUAAGGUUUGUAUUUCUAACCAAGGGCUGAAUCAAGUAAAAUGUAGCAGUGAUCAACAAUAUGUAUUACAAAGUUAGAAAAGCUUUAUUCUAUCAUCUAGAAAAUUCUAUGGCACACUGUUGGCUAUUUUAACCUUAAGGAAAGUGAUUGGUAGAUGAUUUUAUUUGCACAGGUUUUUUAAAACUUUCCUCAUUCUUCUGCAGCAAACAGGGAUUCGGAAUCAUUCAGUUAAUCUAAAUAGAGCUGCUCUUCACUGUUCUCACCUACCUUCUCAAUCAGAGCGAGGCUUCCAGUCAGACCAUCAGGUUUUAUAGUGCAGACUGUCAGCUUCACUAGAAACGCACAGGAAACAUGUACUGUUCAGCCAUCCCUGAGCACCAGUUUCUUGACCACCAUUUGAAUAAACAUUGGGCAAUCAUAAAGAUGAUUAAUAGGUCAUUAGCAUUGAUAUCUGAAAAAAGUCCACCUCAAAGUUAAACCAUUUGCUGUGGGUUCAUAAUUACAGGCCUAAAAAGGUGUCUUGAACUUAGAAGGCCAGGUACAGGAAUUCUAUCCAGGAUCAAGUGCAGGUCAGCUAAGUAAGGGAGCAGCAACAUAAAGUGGCAAGAAAUGGGGAUAGUGCACACUUGCCUCCUCUCCUGUCCUGACUUUAACUAUAAUUAUUUUUCAACCCCAGGAAAAUUUGUCAGAAUCUAAUUUAACCAUAACGCUUUUGAGUUGUAACAGUUUUAACUGUUACCAUUUUUCUACACAAUUACAAUUUGUAUGUUGGAAGGAAGCAACUGUAGAUAGCUAGCUCUAUGUACAUAGUUCUCUCUCUUCACAAAAGUUAUAGUAAAGUUGUAAAUACUAUUGUAAAUAACUAAAUGCAAAUAUUCAGACUUUGGGAUUAAAAUGUAUUUUUCGAAUGUA
Molecule: messenger RNA, 2241 nt
Organism: Vicugna pacos (alpaca)
Lineage: Eukaryota; Metazoa; Chordata; Mammalia; Artiodactyla; Camelidae
Gene: GATAD1
Product: GATA zinc finger domain containing 1
Biological process (GO): regulation of DNA-templated transcription; chromatin organization
Cellular component (GO): nucleus
Molecular function (GO): zinc ion binding; sequence-specific DNA binding
Source: RefSeq, a predicted model, not a curated record